GAGUAGGCUAUGUAAAAGCUGUUUAAUUAUAUUUUUUUGUAAAAAUAUAUAUUGAAAAGUAAUUUUUUUAUCUUGUAUUAUUAAUAUUUAAUUAAAAGUUGGCGAACUAGCAAAAAUAUAUUUUCCAAUGGAGCAAUCUUCAGUUCAAGACGAGUCAAUUGAAACAUCGAAGAAAAGAAGCGUCAAAAUUAUUAUAGACUCCAUUGAGAAUAUCGUAAGUUUUUUUUUCUAACUAUUUUAUAAUUAUAAAAAAUCUUACUUUUUUAUACGGAUUACAUAUAGACUAUGAAAGAAGAAGUUAGCUUAUCGUUUGUCAUGAUACACAAAGACAUAGUGUUGGGAGAAAGUACUCCCCUUUUUAUCGAUCCGGGUUUCAAGGAACCGCCGCAAGUUUACGAUGUCAAUUUCGCCGUUGAACUUUCAUUUAUAGUUAAUGAUCACGAUAGCAUGAAUUCAGUGGUAUCGACGCCGAUUUUAAGUAAAACAUGCAUUUUUAUAUCAUAACCCAUUUGCAAUAGAAUUAGUUUAUAAUAUUCUAUCAGUAUAAAUAUAAUAAUUUUUUUAAUUAUAAUUAAUAUGUAACUAUUACAUUUUUUUAUUGUUUCAUUAGUAAAAGUAAUGUGCGAAAUUCAAAAUCAAUACUCGACCAAUUCCGUUAAAUCAAAUGCGGAUUCAAGGAUAAAAACAACAGUAACUACUCCGAAAGAGACGUUAACGUCGUCAAAUGUAAUCGGUUUCUGCAAUCUUGAUCUGAUGCCGAUAUUAUUAGGUAAAAAAUCACUCACUGAAAGAUUAAUAGUGCAAACAGCGCAUUUCUCGCUCGAUGGUAAUGCGGUCUCGUGGCAAAAUCUUCCUAUAAUAAACGCGACAAUGAUAUAUGAUGGUGAAGAGAUAAUUCCUUCGGAAGAAAAAAUUAAUUUCCUGAAUAUAACAAUAGAAAGUAUUUACAAUCCCCCAGUCUUCUUCGCCGAAGAUAAAGAAUAUAAAGCAGGCACGAUAGUAUAUAUUAACGACGAGAUCGCAGAAAAUAUAAUAUUCGAAGACGGUAAAUGGACGAAGUAUCGCGAUGUGGAAAGAAUGAAACAAUGGCAGAGCUUAUCGAAAUUACAGAGUCGUGCUAGAUUGUCGAAGUGGAAACUUAGUCGCGAUUACGAAAAUAUAAAAAAUACGCUCGAUACAAAACUCGAUUUACAGAAGAAAGUUUGCCAGGACGAGCCUAGAAUCGAGUGGAAUUUUAUGAGUCGUAGCGUAAUGUAUGAUGUAGGAAUUGAAACAAUGCAGAAACAUAUUGUCAAGUAUAAAUAUUGGCCAUUUCAAUUUAUGAUGGCCGAGAAAAGUACAGAGGAGAAAAAUGUUAGACCAAAGGAAGAAAGACCAGUUAAAUAUCAACUUUAUCAGUGUUACGUUGAUUUAUCAGAACUUGUUUUUCCAGGAAUAAAAAGUACUCGCGUAAUGGCGCAAUUGUACGCACACAACACGUCCGAUAUGGCUGAAAAGACUGGUUUAGAAAAAAGUAUAUUAGAGUCUAGCAAUAAAAACUUGGAACGAGAGCCGAAAAAAAUUAAAUAUAAUAAAAAUUUUCUUUAAUUUAUUUUUCAAAUUCAGUCAGACGUGGAAGAUUCGCAAAGUACCUCGUUAAUUUCAGAAACCGGUGAACCCGUUUUCGUCAUAAUCGAAAUCGAGCUUUAUCGUCCAUUUAUUCCUUGUAGACUCGAAACUGAUUUCUCAAAUAUAAUCGAGGAAAUGAUAACACCGAAGAUAACCAAACCGUAUUAUGUGUAUUCCGGCGAUAUGGCGGAGGAACAAUACGCAACCUGUAUUCGAAAAAUAGUUGAGAUCCUUACAGAGAGUUAUAGGGACGAGUUAACUUGCUUCACGCAGUAUCUAUAUAAAACUGGCACGUAUUUGACUAUACGUAGCACUUUGAAGGCGAAAGUAAUUUCUAUGCUAGAUCAGAGAUUCAAAACAAGCGUGAACACAGUACAGUCGAUCGACAGUCAGAAUUUUGUGACAUCCGUAUAUACGUAUCUCGUCGAACGAAUGCAUCUGGCCAUUAACAAGAUUGUCGAAAGCCGUCUCGCGGAUGACAAAUCGGAUGAUGAAUCGCUAAAAAUUGCGGUAUCUGAAAAAUUAUAUUUCUACGCCGCAGAAGCUUACGAGUUAGGUCACAUUGACGAUGCAAGACGACAUCAUCAGACUGCGAUUGCAGCGGAUAGAAAUAAUCCCAGAGCAUGGACAAAAUACGCGAUAUUUCUCUUAAAAAUUGGCGAUACGGAACGCGCAAAAGAAUGCUGCCGCGAAGCAAUUCUCUUGAAUAGACGCGAUAAAAUUGGUUUAUUGUUGCACGGAUUAAUUCUUGCCGAAGAUCAGAACUAUCGAGAAGCCGAAAUCUUUCUAAAAGCCGUUACCGAUUUUUAUCCGCGAUUUGUCGAAGGCUGGGUUAUCCUGCAUCUGCUUUACAUUCGCAUGGAUUAUUGCCCAGGAAUAGAUCUCACUUUACGAAUAGCGGAAAAAUGUAUGAAAGACGAUGAUUCAGAAACGGAGAUUUCAAAUGAGGAUCCCCUCGCUUGGACAAUGAUUCACUGUCCACGGAACAGCGUGUACAUGAUAACGGCCACGCUUCUAAUGAAAUUAUAUUUUUGCGACUUUGCUGGCAUAGCGCUUACGGAAGAAAUGUCUUGCUCAAGCAGAUCUGUUCAAGUGCUAUAUUAUUUGGCCGUGCAGCAUUAUUUGUCACACCAAUACGAGGAUGCUUUGUCGCGUUUAAAAGAAGCCGAAUGUAUCUUCGGAUUGGAUUAUUCGAUAAGCGGCUUAAUGGGGCAUUGUUACUUUCAAAAGUGCGAUUUUGUGGAAGCUAUUCGUUGCUAUGAAUAUUCUAACACGAUGUAUAAUCGACCGGACGAUCUGCAUCUCGUACAGACGAGAAUGGGAUUGUAUUACGAAGAUACUGGUGACUACGUGCGCGCAUUAAAAGUUUUUCUUAACACAUGUGGAACUUCACCAACGGCGGAAACGUGGCUUGGUGCGGGAAUCGCUUUUUAUGAGUUGCAGCGAUUUACGGAAGCCGAGGCAGCUUUAUCGGAGGCGAAUCAGAUCGACAAUCGUAACGCGACUGUUUGGAAGUACUUGUGCUUAUUAAAUAUGUCUUUACAGCGUCACAACGAACUCGCUCAGUGUCGGAGACAGAUCGCUCAGGACAAUACGACUUUCUCUUUAGAAAAACGGUCCCUCAAACCGCGAGAUGGAAAACCGGUCAUGCUCUAAAUGCAACCGCGACGAGAGACAUAUAAGCUUCCUCUCUUUAAUUCGAAGAUUCAGUCAGCUGUUCUACGACGAUUGUGAUGAGAUUAUUGUGUACUCUUUUUAUACUAAGUCUGCUUCAAAUAGCGAUGUUUACUGCGACGGUUGAUUGCGAUGAAUCAAGGAGCGUUAUGCGUCAAGAGAUAGAAAAAGAAGAUAACCUUCAACGGGUCAAAAUAAAAGUUUUCCGUGGUCCAACACAAGAAAAAAAUGGUGAUUUUUUCGCUCCUUGGGGAUACUGGAUUCAACAGCCUGGCAUAUAAUUUGGUUAUUUAUUUAUUAUUCGUUUAUUUCGUUGUUAAUUGUCUUUAUUUUUCAUAAUGAUAUAAGGAUAAAAUAUUUCUUCCUUCAAUAUCUAUGUAUUUUUGCGAAUAAUAUAUGCAUGUCAGAAAUUAAUUAAUAUAAGAUACUUUAAUUUUCUUUUCUCUAUAAGAGCGAUUAUGUUAAAGAUAUUUAUAAAAAAAAAUCUAUGUUCAAUAAUUAUGUUACAUCGCAAUAAUUAGCUUUUACGAUUAAUAAUUACUUUUUGAAUCAAGCUUCGGGAUAGAAAUACUGGAUAAGAGCGUGUAAAAAAAUAUGUGGAAAUAAUAAAAGGUACGAGAAGAGAAAA
Molecule: messenger RNA, 3910 nt
Organism: Formica exsecta
Lineage: Eukaryota; Metazoa; Arthropoda; Insecta; Hymenoptera; Formicidae
Product: cilia- and flagella-associated protein 70-like
Exons: 20
Biological process (GO): cilium movement; cilium assembly
Cellular component (GO): extracellular exosome; motile cilium
Molecular function (GO): protein binding
Source: RefSeq, a predicted model, not a curated record